This is a messenger RNA of Carassius carassius (crucian carp), 2800 nucleotides long. RefSeq names its product E3 ubiquitin-protein ligase TRIM35-like. Lineage: Eukaryota; Metazoa; Chordata; Actinopteri; Cypriniformes; Cyprinidae. The record is from RefSeq and is a predicted model, not a curated record. Gene Ontology annotation, biological process: protein ubiquitination. The transcript is spliced from 10 exons. Bases 1 to 1869 code for a protein of 622 amino acids. Gene Ontology annotation, molecular function: ubiquitin-protein transferase activity; zinc ion binding; protein binding.
AUGGCGAUUCACGCAGAGCUGAUGGAAGAGAACGAGGAGAGUGAAGAACUGAGUGAAGUGGAGGAGGAACAUUACGACAAACCUGAAAAAAAACCUUUGAGUCGCUCAAAGACCAAAAAUACAUUUUUAAGGAAAAGUAGAGCCAAGAAAUCUUUGACCUGCACUCAGUGUGGAAAGAAUUUGACAAGCAAACGUAAUCUUGAUGUUCACAUGAGAAUCCACACCGGAAAGAAGCCGUUCACGUGCGAUCAAUGUGGGAAGGGUUUCACACAAAAAAGAUUCAAUCAGGCAGGAAAUCUGAAAAGACAUGAGAGGAUCCACAGCAGUGAGAAGCAGCACACGUGUGAUCAGUGCGGGAAGAGUUUCUCUGUUAAACACUUGAAGCAACAUCUGAGGCUCCAUGCUGCGGAGAAACCAGAUCACCACAAUCCACGUGAUGAGAGCUGUGCUGGAAACAGACUGAAAAGUAGCACUGCGCAAAAAUUUCGGUUUCUGGAGGCUGCUUUGGAGCUAUCUUUAGAAGAGCUUUCUUGUCCUGUAUGCUAUGAAAUCUUCAAGGCUCCUGUUAUUUUAUCAUGUAGUCACAGUUUCUUUAAAGAGUGUCUUCAACAGUUUUGGAGAACCAGGGAUACUCAGGAGUGCCCUGUCUGCAGGAGAGAAUCAUCACAUGCUGAACCUCCAUAUAAUCUUGCAUUAAAAAACUUGUGUGAAUCGUUCCUGAAGCAGAGAAAUGAGAGGCAUUCAUCAGGGGAGUUCUGCAGUUUACACAGUGAGAAACUCAAACUCUUCUGUCUGGAAGACAAACGGCCUGCGUGUGUGGUGUGUUUUACAUCACAACGACAUGACAAUCAUAAAUUCAGACCCAUCAGUGAAGUGGUUUCAUCACAUAAGGAGAAGGUCAAUACAGCACUGAUGACCUUAAAAAAGAAACUUCAACACAAGGAAAACAUUAAAGGAGAGUUUGAGAAAACACUUCGACACAUCAAUUCUCAAGCUGAGCACACAGAGCGUCAGAUUAAACAGCAGUUUGAGAAGCUUCACCAGUUUCUCAGAGAUGAAGAAGAAGCUACAAUCACUGCACUGAGGAAGGAAGAGGAGCAGAAGAAGCAGAUGAUGAAGGAGAAGCUGGAGGAGAUCAGCAGACACAUCUCAGCUCUUUCACACACAAUCAAAGACACAGAGGAGAUGAUGAAAGCCAGUGAUGUCUACUUUCUGAAGGAGUUUCCAGUCUCAAUGGAAAGAGUCCAGAUCUCACAGCCGGAUCCACAGACACCUUCUGGAGCAUUGAUUCAUGUGCCACGAUACUUGGGAAACCUGCCCUUCAGAGUCUGGAAGAAGAUGCAGGACAUCGUCCAAUACACUCUUGUGAUUCUGGAUCCAAACACGGCUCAUAGAGAUCUUGUUUUGUAUGAUGUUCUGGACGGUGUGAGUCACAACAAGAACAUUCAACCUGUUCCUGAUAAUCCAGAGAGAUUUAACUGGUAUCCCUGUGUUCUGGGUUCAGAGGGUUUUAACUCAGGAACACACUGCUGGGAUGUGGAGGUUAAAGGGUGUUUAGUCUGGAUUCUUGGAGUAACUACAGCAUCAAACCAGAGGAAGGGACGUGAUUGUUUUAACACUGAUGUCUGGAGUGUGGAGUAUGAACAGGGAGGACUGUCUGGACCUUUUAACUUUCGUGUUGAACAGUACCUUGAGUAUGUGAGAGUGCACCUGGACUAUGACAGAGGAACGGUGUCAUUCUCUGAUCCUGUAACUAACACACAUCUACAUAUAUUCACAACCACCUUCACUCACACACUCUUUCCAUUCUUUAGUUGUUAUCCCUCUCUGAAGAUCUUACCCUUAAAUACAAGGAUCACUUACUUUUAGGCUUAAAGAUGGCUUAAGGUGGGAUGUUAAUGAGUUAAUUUGCUGAAAUUAGGAGCUGAGCCCACCUAAAUAUCUGUCUAGCCCACCCAGUAAUAAUUUUGAUAAAUAUUACAUUAAUCUUUUUGUGCAAUGAUUAAAAGCAAUCAGAGGCUGACUGCAUGUUGAGAAGUUUAUAGCAGAACUAACUUCCUCAACCAAUUUUAAAAUAACAGCAGAAAAUUGCAGUACUUUUCCUCGUAUUAUUUAUUAUUAUUUAGUAAUUUAGCAGAUGCUUUUAUCCAAAGGGACUUACAAAUGAGGACAACAGAAGCAAUCAGCUGUAGCAUUAAGUUCGCAAAACAUGCAUCAGAUACAAGGAAGACAGACUGGGCUGGAUCUUUUGCAAUUAUUCACAAUGUACAAAAUUACACAAGAUGCAAACCCUUUUGAUUAAUUUGGUCCAGUUUGGUGAACUCAUUCAACCAAUAUAUGAAAGUUAUAAUUACCACUUGCUCCUGUUCUAUGAUAUGUUCUAGGUCACCAUGAUUUUGCCAAGUAAGACAUGUUCCUGGAUCAACAUUAUUGUCCAAAAAUAUAAACUUAACCCAAUCCCUGCCCCUAAAUCUAGCCCUACCGAUAAUUUAUUCCUAAAAUCAGUGGGAAAUGAUGGCUGAUUAACAAGAGUGUAGAAGCACCUAACCCUGAUCUUAAGCCUAAAUCAGAUAUUUCUUGAAAAGUUGUCUCAAAAUCUCAAUUCUGAUUGGUUGAUUGGAAUGUUGUUCCAGGAACAUGUUGUACUUGGUGAAAUCAUGCUCACCAUAUGUUCUCCUUCAGAGAGCGUGUGAGUUACAAACAGAGCCAAGUUGUAAACAUGUGAUCAGCGGCACUGUAAUGCACUCACAUCAUUUAAUCUCCUAAAUAUAUGCAUUGGCAUUUUUUUCUUAGCCUGUCA